Sinocyclocheilus grahami is the source of this 735-nucleotide messenger RNA. RefSeq names its product NIPA-like protein 3. Lineage: Eukaryota; Metazoa; Chordata; Actinopteri; Cypriniformes; Cyprinidae. Gene Ontology annotation, biological process: magnesium ion transport. The coding region runs from base 170 to 697 and encodes 175 amino acids. Gene Ontology annotation, molecular function: magnesium ion transmembrane transporter activity. The transcript is spliced from 5 exons. Gene Ontology annotation, cellular component: membrane. The record is from RefSeq and is a predicted model, not a curated record.
UUGACAGGUGUACCCGGAAAGAAGUACGACUUUUCGAAAAUGGCGAUCUACGAAAGUCGCUGCCAAAACAGAGGAAAGUAGAGCUGACUUUCGUCCAAGUCCCGACUGGACCGAGCUGUGGGACGGGCUCGGUAAUGCGUAUAUAACGGGAAUAUCAUCUGAUUUAAGGAUGAACGGCGUGAGGAUGGCACGAGAGGAGGACGGUGUGACGGCAGACUCUUACACCGAAAACCUCAUUGGAACGUUGUUAGCUAUCUUUGGAAACCUGUUGGUCAGCAUCUCAGUCAGCAUUCAGAAACAAAGUCAUGUGACGUUGGCAGGAAAUAAAGACCCGAGGCAAUACUACUACACAAAGACCUGGUGGUCUGGCCUGAUGCUGAUGGUUCUGGGGGAGGGCGCCUUGUUUGUGUCUUACGCAUUUGCACCGCUCUCUCUUAUAGCACCACUUAAUGCUGUGUCUGUUAUAUCAAGCUCCAUCUUGGGUUUCCUGUUUUUGCGGGAAAAGUGGAAGGCACAAGAAUUCUUGAAGCGCUACAUCUUAACUUUCCUGGGCUGUGCCUUGACGGCAGGCGGUACUUACCUCUUUGUGACGUUUGGACCAAACUCUCACGAGAAGCUGAAUGCGGAGAACAUAGUAAAACAUGUUAUCGGCUGGCCCUUCCUCUUAUACUUGGUAAUACACACCCUCAUGUUUUAGAAAGUUAUUGUGUGCUUCCAAAUUUUAAAUGGCAAAUA